Biomphalaria glabrata is the source of this 1770-nucleotide messenger RNA. RefSeq lists its product as uncharacterized. Lineage: Eukaryota; Metazoa; Mollusca; Gastropoda; Planorbidae. Bases 705 to 1319 code for a protein of 204 amino acids. The transcript has 3 exons. The record is from RefSeq and is a predicted model, not a curated record.
UUCCAAUCGCGAGGCGGUGCAUUGAACGCGUUUACUAGUACCAGAGUCACACCAGUUUCAGUUUUAUUUUUGGUUUGGUUAUAAAGCUAUAAAAAGAAAAAAACAAACAAAGAACGACAACAUUUAGGGAACUUAUUUGAUACACUUUCUCAGUCAAGACGUAGAUAAUAUUAAACGAAAAAAAACUAUCGCAGAAUACAGAGAAAAAUUGUGCAUUCAAAAUAUAGGAGAAAACCGAAAGUUAUAAGCUGAACAUUGAAUAGAUAAUAAGAAAAAUCUUUAAAAUACAAACGAACAGGCUGAAAAUCAAGCAAAUUUAAGAAAACACCAUAACAGAUUCCAUACCAAAAUUAUUGGUGCAAAUUCACAGGACAUUUAAAGUAUACAGUCUAAGGGAUUAUGAAUAAUCGUGACAUAGCCAGACGUCUGUUACAGUCACCAAAAUAAAAAUUAGAGUUACUAGCCCUUGCUUAGAAAAAACCUAAAAGUAACAACAGGAUCUGACGAGUUUCUCCAUCAAUAUAACGUUUGGAAGAAGCAUUGUGGGAACACCGAACUCUUCAACGAUCAAAGUAAAACUAAAUAUUCAUUUGAAAAUAUACUAUAAUAUUAAGCUACGAUUUGAAGGAAGAUUCCUAGACGGAAGUAACGAACGCUUACGGAAGUGAUAAGACAUCCUUUAACUAAGCACAUCUAACAUCGAGAUGUUCUCAUCUAGAUCGAGCAAAAUGGUCACGCAGCUGCUAAUUUCUGUCUUGUAUCUCUCAGGGGUCUUUCUCGGUCUUGUCCAAAGCUUUGCUAUCACAGGUCAAGUGAAAGAAAACCAAGCCAGCUCACUACCAGAUGGUGGCAAUGGUCUCGGAGUGCUGAACAGAUCGAAACGAAGCGCGACCUUGUCUUCCCCGCGCUUAGAGAAACUCUUCGACACCUAUGUCAAUUUAAUCCAACUGAAUAAUCCUAAUCCCGGCAACGAAUACAACCGGAACGAUUCUCCCUCUGACAUGACCAUUGAUGGUAUCGUAAACUUGGACCGAGGAUCACGGUAUCGUGUUGACGAUGAUGACGAUACUAUGGAGACUACGAAAGGCCAAAAGUGGGCCUUGAAACGAGAUCUUCUGAAAGAAAGCAAUGCCGACAACAGCGUAGAUACUCUUGACGAUUCUACCAACGACUUGCUCGAUGCCGACCUCAUUCGAUUACUAACACACGACGACAGCACUGCAGACGAUAGCCAGACAUUAUACGCCAAGAGCAAACGCCAACAGGGAUGGCACUUUCAGUAUGGAAAGAGAUCGAUUCCAGAGUAUCGAAGAUUGUAGUGGUAGCUUAAGCUAAGAAUACUUAGUUACUACCCAAAGAAAAACAAAAAAGAACGUUGCGAUCUAAGGCCAAAAGAUGUGUGGUUGUGCGCGCUUGCUUGUGAGUUUGAAUCGUCUGCUAAGUGCGUGCCUCUCUUUACUGGCUUCCUGUAAAUGCAACACAAGGGGAAGAGCUCAAUAAAAUUGCAAACGUGGUGGUUGGUAUUGAAUUCAUUUGUCUCCCUUUGUUUUUUUCUUUUCCCGUACAAAGUCUUCUCCCUUUUUAUUUCCGUGAACGAUUGUGUGGCCUCCAUUUUGUGUUUUAUUUUAUGAAUCACGUGAUCAACAGAAUGAAACUAUGAUUUGGAAACGUGAAGGUUGAGAGUUUUAAAAAAAGCCAAAGCGUGAAUGGUUUCAAAACGAAACAAAAAAUAUUAAAAUUUUACAAACUAAUAAAUUAUGCAUUGCAUUC